AUGGCCCCAAAUCAAGAUUCAUCCUUCACGGGGAUUGUCAAGAUGCUCCUGCUUUUCCAAUGGACGUGGAUUGGUCUCUUUGCUCCAGAUAAUACCCAAGGAGAAAGAUACCUGAGGACCAUGACCCCAGUGGUUGUCAGGAGUGGGGUUUGCAUUGCCUUCACAAUAGGCAUCCCAGAAAUGAACGAAGAUGCCAAGGGGUUCGUUUUCCACAUAUAUUCACUUUUCAUACAGAAAAAAUGUAAUGUAUUUGUUUACCAUGGAGACUCCAACACUAUGAUUGGGCUAAAGAUUUUGAUGAACUAUGUUGAAAAAACAGAAAAAUCCAUGGUGGGGAAAGUUUGGAUCACAGAAGUCUUGCAUGAUCUCAGCUUGAGCUACUUUUUGAACGUGUUUGAUAUCCAUCAAAUCCAUGGUUCUUUUUCCUUUUUGACCCGGGCAAAAAGGAACACCAACUACAACAAUGUGUAUUCUUUUCUUUCCACUCUCAGUAAAAUUGGAGAGGGAGCAUUUCAUUGUAUCUUUUCAAAUCAUGUGAUGUCUCUGAAAGGCUGCACAAGAUGCAGAGAGAAAGAGGAAUUGUUAACCCCAUCCCAUGAGGAGCUUGAAAGGAUCCUGUCUCAGGAUACCUUCAGCAUUUACAACUCUAUCCAGGUGGUGGCACAUGCCUUGAAUGCGGCCUCCUUAUCCAGAUCUGAUUGGAAGGUGGGAGGAGACUGGCUGGGACUUCAGAAGCUGCAGCCAUGGCAGCUUCAUCCUUUCCUGAGAAACUUCCAGUCUUACAAGAAUUCCACUGAAGGAAUUUAUUUUUAUGAGAACGGGGACAUGGGAGUGGAUUUUGAUAUUGUGAACUGGGUGGCAACACCCAACCAGUCUCUUAUGAGAGUGAAAGUUGGGAGCGUGGAGAGACGUGCUGCUGCAGAGAUAAAGUUCGCCAUUGAUCAAGAAGUCAUUGUGUGGCCCAAAUGGUUUAAUGAGACCCAGCCUCAUUCUAGGUGUACUGAAAGCUGUCCACCUGGAUACGCUAAGUUGGUUAAGGAGGGAGAACCUCACUGCUGCUAUGAAUGUUCUCCAUGUGUGGAAGGGACAAUCUCUACUCAGGAAGAUGCAAGUCAUUGUCAGAAGUGUCCAGAAGAUCAACAUCCAAACAAAAUCCGAGAUCAGUGUGUUCCCAAGUAUAUCACCUUCCUGUCCUAUGAAGAACCUUUAGGAAUCAUCCUAAAUGUUCUUAGUCUUUUCUUCAUCCUAAUAACAAGUUUUAUUUUGGGAAUCUUCAUGAAAUACUCAGAAACUCCAGUGGUCAAAGCCAACAAUCGGGAUCUGUCCUACAUUCUCCUCCUCUCCCUCCUGCUUUCAUUUCUCUCCUCUAUUCUCUUCAUUGGUCAGCCCCAGAAGGUGACCUGCCUUCUCCGACAAACUGCCUUCAGCAUCAUCUUCUCUGUUGCUGUCUCUUCAGUGUUGGCCAAAACUAUCACUGUUGUGGUGGCCUUCAUGGCUUCAAAGCCUGGGACCAGGAUGACGAAAUGGUUGGGGAAGAGCUUGGCCAACUCCAUUGUCUAUUCCUGUUCUGGUAUUCAAGUGGGCAUCUGCACUCUCUGGCUGAGCAUCUCUCCUCCCUUCCCAGACUCUGACAUGCACUCCCACCCAGAACAGAUCAUACUGCGUUGUAAUGAAGGGUCUGUGGCCAUGUUUUAUGCUGCCCUUGGCUACAUGGGCUUCCUGGCUGCCAUCUGCUUCACUGUGGCUUUCCUAGCCAGGAAGCUGCCUGGGGCGUUCAAUGAAACCAAGCUGAUCACCUUCAGCAUGCUGGUGUUUUGCAGUGUUUGGGUGUCCUUUGUGCCCACCUACCUGAGCACUAAGGGGAAAUAUAUGGUUGCCAUGCAGGUCUUCUCUAUCUUGGCCUCCAGCUUGGGCUUACUGGGCUGUAUCUUUCUUCCCAAAUGCUACAUUAUUAUACUGAGGCCACAUCUGAAUACAAAGGAACAACUAAUGAUGAAACAAAAAGAUGGGUCCUGA
Heteronotia binoei (common prickly gecko) is the source of this 2016-nucleotide messenger RNA. Its product is annotated as vomeronasal type-2 receptor 26-like. The record is from RefSeq and is a predicted model, not a curated record. Lineage: Eukaryota; Metazoa; Chordata; Lepidosauria; Squamata; Gekkonidae. Gene Ontology annotation, biological process: G protein-coupled receptor signaling pathway. Gene Ontology annotation, molecular function: G protein-coupled receptor activity. The coding region runs from base 1 to 2016 and encodes 671 amino acids. The transcript has 4 exons. Gene Ontology annotation, cellular component: membrane.